GAAAGGUGAGUAGCGGGUGUUAGAAGGGAGAGUUGGGAGGGUAGAGAGCGAAGAGAAGAGGAAGUAAAGAAAAAUUGUAUUUCUACCUUUGCAGCAAGCGGUCCAGGAGGAUGCGGUCUAAUUUAUAUGAGAAAAAGUCGUUGAAGCAGGUGGGGGAAACGAUAAUGAGACUUUUCCAGCCUGCCUGUGAGGACCGAUGUUUUUAUAUUGUCACCAUUCACACUGCAAUAGGCUGGCCAAACACUGGGCUGGGAUAUGCAGCCGCGCGUCCAUCACAGACUGCUCCCACCGCCUAUCCCAUCCUCCUAUUGCGCUCUAUUGGCAUGGAAUGCGCGGCCAAAGGGAGCGCAAUGUGAAAGAGCGCAACAAAUGCGAAGCGAUUGGGCGAUCGCCCGUGCAUGUGUGGGUCGAUGACCCCCUCGCCGUCCCUCCAUACUCGCCCAUUUGCCGUGCCGCUCGCUCUCUAAAAAUAAGUUCGUUUUGUUGUGAUUCCUUUUGCGUAUUCCGCGAGCCAAGGCUGCCGCCCAGCGCAGUGUGGUCAUCGACAAUCGCGCCUGGCCCAUCGCCUGAAGGCUGCCGGGACUGCUGCCAUGUGAACGGCCCGAGGCGGACCGCCCGAGUGUUGAACCAGCGCUUUUGCUGUGCUGCGCAUGACUACCUAGCCUGCAUGACUGUGGGCGGGCUGGCGGGCUGGCUGGCGACGAGACAUGCAGAAUGCUCCCACCCGCCCUUCCUGACAGCCCAAUGUAGACGACACCUCCUCUUUCUUGCGUGGCCUUUGGCUCCGGAAAGGAAUCUAUUUUUUCUGCUCCCCACCAGACGUGCCGCUGGGCACAGCGUGUGCUAUGAAGAAGCGGUCCUCAGUGGACUGAUGUCGCACCAGCUUGUUUUUUUGCUAUAUAGCCGGCGAUCAUCGAUUUCUAAAAGCUGCGACACAUUUCCACCGCAGCGCCGUUGCGGUCCUCAUUGGCUCAGGUUUGCGGCCUGUAUGGCGGCCCCUCAUUGCAAAUCACUGCUGCUGCCUCCCCCUUAUCGACCUGCGAAAUUGCAGGCGCUCUCUGCGCCCGCAGUCCACUCUCGCCCAUCUCUUUUGGGGGGCAAUUCUCGGAUUUCGUCUGCCCUGACCGAGACGGGAUUGCUUGAUGUCAUGGAUUUCUAGGCGAAACGUGCGACGGUUGGGCGUCGGCGAUAUGGAUCAUUGGCAGACGGCUCCACAUCAGCUGCUGACUGGUACAUAUAACAAGCAGUGCAACUGCGUGUGCAGGUAGGUCAAUGUACGGUCCAUUGAUGCACAGUGCGAUUAUUAGCUCGGAGAAAGGUCCCAACACAGCAG
This is a messenger RNA of Linderina pennispora, 1333 nucleotides long. RefSeq lists its product as uncharacterized. The coding region runs from base 197 to 1159 and encodes 320 amino acids. Lineage: Eukaryota; Fungi; Kickxellomycota; Kickxellomycetes; Kickxellales; Kickxellaceae. The transcript has a single exon. The record is from RefSeq and is a predicted model, not a curated record.